UUAAUCUUCGUACCAAGCAUGGACCUACAAGUUUGAUCGGUGGAAAGUCUCUCAUUUAUAUACUAUUCAGGUACUUAUAACCUGAUAGUCGUGAAGAUGAAGGCAUUACGGCGCCUUCUGCCCCCACCACGUACAGCGCUCACAUCGCAGGUGCAGUGUUCACAGAGACGUUGCUCCGGCACUGACAGCGACUCUGGGGAGGCUCGGCUGGAGGAGCUUCUGAAGACGCGCUUCCCUACAGCCUCCGCCGUCCGCGUACAGGACAUCUCCGGUGGCUGUGGGUCAAUGUAUGAAGUUUGGGUAGAAUCUUCCGACUUCCAAGGACUGAGUCGCGUGAAGCAACACAGACUUAUUACAGAGGCGCUCGCCGAGCAGAUCAAGGACAUGCACGGGCUCAGGAUCUCCACGUCUGUCCCUGAGUCUUGAUCCUAUCGAAGAUCCUGAUGAUCAGAUCACUCUCUCCUGGUGAUCUUGCUGAUCAUUAGAUGUUCUUCUGGAGAUCUUGCUGAUCAUUAGAUGUUCUUCUGGUGAUCUUGCUGAUCAUUUGAUGUUCUUCUGGGGAUCUUGCUGAUCAUUUGAUGUUCUUCUGGUGAUCUUGCUGAUCAUUAGAUGUUCUUCUGGAGAUCUUGCUGAUCAUUAGAUGUUCUUCUGGUGAUCUUGCUGAUCAUUUGAUGUUCUUCUGGUGAUCUUGCUGAUCAUUUGAUGUUCUUCUGGUGAUCUUGCUGAUCAUUUGAUGUUCUUCUGGUGAUCUUGCUGAUCGUGGGAUCACCCCAUUAACAUCAACCGCGGCUGUGCGCCUGCUUUUCGCAGUCGCAAAGAUGACGCCUCUGCAUGAGUCAUCUUUGGUGUCAUUUCUUCCGCUUCUGAACCGACUAAUCCAUUUGUAGGUUGCUGAUUUAUUUGAGGCGCUGUCACCAUAAACUUGUUCAAGAAAGUCAAUAAUUUGACACUUUUUCCACCCAAGCUUCACGUGGUCGCGAAAGGAUUACUUUAUCAAAUAAAUUUAAUAAAAUGGGUUACUUUAUCAAAUAUUUUUCCAAAGCUGCUGAUUUCUAUUUUGUUUUGGCUAGAAGAAUCUACGGCUAACCAUUAACAGCAAAGUGUCGCUGUGGAGGGCGAUUUCUCGUAGCUAAGAACAUCUGAGACCGUAAUACCAAAAAUUGUUACAAGUUUGUAACUCCGUCACUCGAUUACUGACGGCUUUUCAAGCUAAACCAACCAAUCACGGACGAGAAAUCGGCGCUACGUGUAGUUUGGCCACUAUGUGUACUUAGGCCGCUAUGUGUACUUAGGCCGCUACG
This is a messenger RNA of Hyalella azteca, 1301 nucleotides long. RefSeq names its product bolA-like protein 3. NCBI's taxonomy places the organism in Eukaryota, Metazoa, Arthropoda, Malacostraca, Amphipoda, Hyalellidae. The coding region runs from base 97 to 426 and encodes 109 amino acids. The record is from RefSeq and is a predicted model, not a curated record. The transcript has 4 exons.